This is a messenger RNA of Spodoptera frugiperda (fall armyworm), 3154 nucleotides long. Its product is annotated as glutamate receptor ionotropic, kainate 2. Gene Ontology annotation, molecular function: glutamate-gated receptor activity; transmitter-gated monoatomic ion channel activity involved in regulation of postsynaptic membrane potential. Gene Ontology annotation, cellular component: postsynaptic membrane; plasma membrane. The record is from RefSeq and is a predicted model, not a curated record. Gene Ontology annotation, biological process: monoatomic ion transport; modulation of chemical synaptic transmission; synaptic transmission, glutamatergic. Lineage: Eukaryota; Metazoa; Arthropoda; Insecta; Lepidoptera; Noctuidae. The transcript is spliced from 16 exons. Bases 173 to 3016 code for a protein of 947 amino acids.
CAAAGCAUCGAAAAAGCUUUGCCACCUCCAUUUAUUCAUAAUUCUACGAGGAGUUAAUUUUAUUUGAGUGAACGGCUACCCAGACGUUCAUUCGCUAAGCGGUGCGCCCACAAAUUGUAGUGAAAUAGUUUUUUUUAUAAACGAACUAUGCAGUCACAUUAAGUUUUACGCCAUGCGCUUGUAUUUACUGGUGUUGUUGCUUUUUGUUGAAAAAUGUACACCGCAAUUUCGUUAUACGGAAACGGUGGAAGUUUCGUACCAAAUAGCUGGUAUAUUUGAGAAGGAUGCCACCACCCAACUGUCGGCGUUCAAUGACAGCUUCAACCAUGUGCACCUCCAGGAGGUUCGGAUAAAGCCUAUCAUGUUACAACCGCUGAGGACUGACAGCUACUCAGUUUGGAGAGAACUGUGUUCAACCGAUGGAAUACAACCGGUAGCUAUAUUUGGUCCACAAAAUCCGGUAUCAGAUGGUAGUACUCGAGACCAGUGCGCUAUUAUGAACAUACCUCACAUCCAAGCUACAUGGCAGCCUAACGACCCAGACUUAGAACUAAAUGAGCAAGAAAAUGCAGAAGAUGCUGAAACAGAAAGUGAACCAAAUAAUGAAGAAGCAGAAGGAGAAGAAACGAAUGCAGAAGGAGAAGAAGAGAAAGAAGAAGCGCAAUUCAAAAAGAUUUCAAUAAACUUUUAUCCGGACUCCGAAGAAAUUGCACUGGCGUACGGAAAACUUUUGAAGUAUUAUAAAUGGGGAGAAUUUGCAGCGCUCUAUGAAGAUACCUUCGGUUUACUGAGAGUUCAGAAAAUUCUGGCUGAAGUGUCUGUGAAUUCGCAAAUUUUCAUGUUUAAGUUGGACCCAGAAGGCGACAACCGUCAGAUCUUCAAGGCGCUAAAUGAAUACCACAUAAGCAGAUUCCUACUAGACUGUCAUUCAGACCGCAUCCUACAAUAUCUGAGUGAAGCGGACAAUGCGCAAUUAGUCAGUGAGUACCAGCACUUCGUACUGGUAUCAAUGGACGCCUCUACGGUAGCAGAGAAGCUGGUGAAGAUGCCAUCCAACAUAACUUGGCUCAGUAUUACUGAGUAUGACAAGUUGAGCGAUGAAAGACAUUAUCUUGCAACCAGGGUCGGCAACUGGCAGUCAUUGGAAGAAUCACCAACUGUAGCCCAGUUCAAGCUUGAUGCGUUGAUAACGGAUGACGUCGCUAAUCACCUGGUGAAGGCGCUCGAUUUCGAGGGAUUGAAGGAUCGCGAACAACCUCCUACUUUCAGUUGUACUGAACCAGAACCUUGGGAGCACGGGGCAACAUUUCAACAGAAAAUAUUAAAGACAAAAACCUACGGCGCUACAGGGAACAUAGAAUUUGAUCAAAAUGGUCGUAGAAUUAAUUAUGUUCUGUAUGUUAAUGAGAUACACGUGAGAGACAGGCAGACUAUUGGCAGAUGGGAGUCUGCUAAUGGUUCGGCUAUCAUUGAGACCACGAGGAAUAACAACAGCGUCACUAGCCAACAAAAUGGUAAAGAAUUCAAAGUAAUAUCCCGCAUAGCGAAACCCUAUUUCUGGUACAAUGAAGAAUGUAACGUCAGGGAAUGCAAAGAUGACGAAAAAUUCGAAGGCUUCUCUGUGGACCUGGUCAAAAACAUAAUUCGCAUUCUGAGAGAAGAGAAAUAUAAUUAUACGUAUAAGUUUAUAUACGACCCGGAUAUGGUGUACGGAAUCUUUGAUCCCGAGAAAAAGAAAUGGACCGGCCUUAUAGGAUACCUGCUGGACAAAAAAGCUGACUUGGCCGUUUGUGAUUUAACCAUAACAGAGGAACGGAAGAAAGUCGUAGACUUCUCAGUACCGUUCAUGUCUCUUGGAAUAAGUAUUCUGUACACCCAGGAUCGUAAAGUGAAGCCGGGCAUGUUUUCCUUCCUCAAUCCCUACACUUUCGAGGUGUGGAUGCACACAGCCACGGCAUACUGUGUAGUUUCUAUCAUACUUUUCAUUUGUGCUAGAAUAUCACCAGCUGAUUGGCAAAACCCAGAACCUUGUGAGAAAGAUCCGGAAGAACUAGAAAAUAUAUGGACGUUUAAGAACUGCGCCUGGCUGACAAUGGGUUCCAUCAUGACGCAAGGAUGCGACAUAUUGCCCAAAGCUAUAGGAACCCGCUGGGUUUGCGGUAUGUGGUGGUUCUUCGCCGUGAUCGUAUGUCAAACGUACAUUGCCCAGCUGUCAGCCUCAAUGACGUCAGCCUUGGAGAAUGAACCAAUCAACAGCGUCGAUGACUUGGCCAAACAAACUAAGAUUCGAUACGGAGCCAUCAAUGGAGGAUCCACUCUUGAGUUUUUUAAGUCCUCCAAAGACAAAAUGUUCAGGCAUAUGUACGAAACUAUGCAAGCGAACCCAGCCGUCCUAGUAACCAGUAACGACAUAGGAGAGAAUAGAGUACUGAAGAGUAAGAACAAAUACGCUUUCUUCAUGGAGUCCAGUACCAUUGAGUACAAAUUGAAAAGAAACUGCGAUUUGAAGAAAGUCGGAGGCGAGUUGGACAGUAAGGAUUACGGGAUAGCUAUGCCAGCAAAUUCACCAUUCAGAACGGAUAUAAACCGAGCCAUUUUAAGACUAAAAGAAUUAACAACUUUGGACAAAAUUAAAAACAAAUGGUGGCACGAAAAAUAUGGAGCUAAAAAAUGUGAACCUGUCACCGAUGAAAACGACACAGAAGGUGAUCUUGAGAUGGAGAACUUGAUCGGAGCCUUCGUGGUGCUGGUGGUAGGACUAGUGUUCUGCCUGUUCAUGGCCGCCAUCGAGUUCAUGAAUGAAGUCCGCAACAUCGUCGUGCGUGAACAAGUAACCCACAAAGAAGUAUUCAUCAAAGAAUUGAAGGCUUCGCUAAACUUCUUCCAACUACGAAAACCAGUGCUUCGCAACCCUAGCAGAGCUCCAUCCCUAGCCAACACGGACAGUGACGAAAGACGAGAGAAAACAUCUAAAGCCAUCGAAAACUUCAUGGAUUUAGAAAAAGAAGUCCAAUAAACAACGAACCUCUUUUACUAAUUAGCUCAGAGUGAAGUGUCCAAUAACUUUCUAUUACUUUAACGUGAGCUUAUUACUAACUGUAAAUUCGUUCAUUACUUGCUUUAGUAGCGAAAAUAAAUGUUGUAAUAAAACGUU